AUGUCCAAGUAUCACUUUAAUUGCGUAAGGUAUAGACACUUCCUUAGGACAUCAAAUAUUUCCCAAAUCCCUGAUUUUACGAAGUACUGCAUAGGGCCCGUAAAUGAGGAAUUAGCACCUUAUAUCAUGGAGACCAUGAAGGCAUAUCCCUCAAACUCCAAAUAUAUCAACCCGCAGCACUACUACCAUAACAGAACAGUUUUAGUGGAUAACUACUUGAAGCGAAACCCGAAUCCGGUGUCAUUAACUCAAUUGGCACAAUAUUAUGACGAUUCUACCAAAUUAACCAGAACGAAGAUCAUCAACUCUGGGAAGUUUGUUAAGGGGGAACUUGUGAUCAGAAUCGCGCAUAAACUAGAUCAACUGCAACAACUGCCUUUCAACGUUGUGAACAACUUCCAUUUUGUUCAAGUCUAUGAAUCAUAUUACAACAUUUUUGAAAGUUUUAGAAAGUAUCCGACUAUAAGGACUUUAGAAGAUGCUUCUCAAUUUGCCGACUUUAUCAAAAGUAUGUUAGAGGGCUUCAAUACACUUAAUCUACCACACUUAAUUAUGGGAGCACUAGAAUGUACAAUUUUGAAUCUCUAUCCCCGUGAGAAAAUGGAUGAGUUACUAUCCGAUUUGUUAAGGGCCCGAAUAUCAAGAAGACUGAUUGUGGAAGAACAUGUCAGCAUCACAGCCAACUACACUAGUGGUAAAAGGGAAAACACUUUGGUAUUAGGUGAUAUAUUCCAGGAGUGCAAUGCCAAGAAGUAUUUAUUGGAAGCCAGUGAAGAAGCUCAAAAAUUCAUUCAAGAUAUGUACUUUAAGGAUAUUCCCAUGCCUGAAUUUAUUGUUGAAGGUGACACUCAGUUAACCUUCUACUUUUUGCCCACCCAUCUAAAGUAUUUGUUGGGGGAAAUCUUGAGAAACACUUAUGAAGCAACCAUGAAGCAUUAUAUCCGUAAGGGAUUAGAAAAGCCGCAGCCAAUCAUAGUCACUGUAGUAAGUAAUGAUGAAUCCUAUCUGUUCAGGAUUUCGGAUAAAGCUGGUGGUAUACUACACGACGAUGAAAACCUAUGGUCUUUUGGUAAAUCUAAGGAAAGAGCUCAAGAAUCUUUGAACAAUUUUCAUAAGUUGCCUGGUUUGCAGACAGUUUCUAUUUAUGAUCAAGUUCAUUCCAAUACCAAUUACAGUCCCAAGUCUAAGUCGAUACCGCCAAUGACACUGAAACCAUACAUGCAUACGUCAUUGGAACCAAUGAGUUAUCCUAGCAUAAUCAAUGGCCAUAUGAAAUACGAAACCCCCUUAAUCGAAUUAUUAAAGCGCUCUUUUAGAUACAAACUGGGUAUUGGUUUGGCCAUGUGCAAAGUAUAUGCCGAAUAUUGGAACGGUGAUUUGUCCUUACAUUCGAUGCCUGGAUAUGGAACUGAUGUAGUACUAAAAUUGGGCAACUUGAUGAAACAUACAGAGAAACUACAAUUAGAUAAAGUAUGA
Saccharomyces kudriavzevii IFO 1802 is the source of this 1476-nucleotide messenger RNA. It is a transcript of the gene PKP2, whose product is annotated as protein kinase PKP2. The coding region runs from base 1 to 1476 and encodes 491 amino acids. The transcript has a single exon. The record is from RefSeq and is a predicted model, not a curated record. Gene Ontology annotation, molecular function: pyruvate dehydrogenase (acetyl-transferring) kinase activity. Gene Ontology annotation, cellular component: mitochondrion. Gene Ontology annotation, biological process: protein phosphorylation; regulation of glucose metabolic process. Lineage: Eukaryota; Fungi; Ascomycota; Saccharomycetes; Saccharomycetales; Saccharomycetaceae.